Molecule: messenger RNA, 219 nt
Organism: Darwinula stevensoni
Lineage: Eukaryota; Metazoa; Arthropoda; Ostracoda; Podocopida; Darwinulidae
Source: the annotation of a GenBank genome assembly
AUGGAGUGGUCGAGCUUCAUUGGAACAUUGGGAGGAUUGCUGGGUCUCUACACUGGGAUGUCUUUUGUGUCUGUCCUGGAAAUGCUCGAGUGGAUCUUCGAUAUCGUCUUGUACGGUUGGAAGAAACCCCGACAUGACAAGAUGGGACCGAAACGGCGAGCUAUCAUUGCCUAUCUUUCCACACCUGAAGAGAGUCCACAGGAUGUAGGUUUCAAAUAG